Molecule: messenger RNA, 1224 nt
Organism: Papaver somniferum (opium poppy)
Lineage: Eukaryota; Viridiplantae; Streptophyta; Magnoliopsida; Ranunculales; Papaveraceae
Product: nitrilase-like protein 2
Exons: 9
Coding region: 90-950 (286 amino acids)
Molecular function (GO): hydrolase activity, acting on carbon-nitrogen (but not peptide) bonds, in linear amides
Source: RefSeq, a predicted model, not a curated record
GUUUGACUCGGACUCCAAGCUUCAUCACUCGCCUUCCAGUGAUCCGUCCGGACCGUUCAGUUUCGUUAACUGUAAAGUCUUCUUUAUCGAUGGCAAACAACAGCAACCACACAGUGAGAAUAGCUGCUGCACAGAUGACAUCAAUCAAUGACCUAACUUCCAAUUUCAAUACUUGUUCUCAUCUUGUAAAGGAGGCUGUUGCUGCUGGAGCAAAAAUGAUUUGUUUUCCAGAAAACUUUUCUUUUGUUGGUGCCAGAGAUGGAGAAAGUAUGAAAAUUGCGGAACCUCUAGAUGGGCCAAUCAUGCAAAAAUAUUGUUCCCUCGCUAGAGAAUCCAACAUAUGGUUGUCACUGGGAGGAUUUCAAGAGAAAGGACCUGAUGAUACACACUUGUGUAAUGCACAUGUUUUAAUUGAUGAUACUGGGCAUCUUAGGAGCACAUACCGGAAAAUACACUUGUUUGAUGUGGAUAUUCCUGGCGGAGCUGUCUUCAAGGAGAGUAGUUUUACUGAAGCAGGGAAGAAUAUUGUCGUAGUAGAUAGCCCUGUUGGGCGUUUGGGUCUAACUGUCUGCUAUGAUUUGAGGUUCCCGGAGCUUUACCAGCGGUUACGUUAUCAGCAUCAAGCACAGGUUCUCUUAGUACCUGCAGCUUUUACUAAGAUAACUGGGGAGGCUCAUUGGGAGAUUCUCCUUCGUGCUCGUGCAAUUGAAACCCAGUGCUAUGUAAUUGCUGCUGCACAAGCUGGAAAGCACAAUGAUAAAAGAGAAAGCUAUGGUGACACCUUAAUUAUCGACCCAUGGGGAAAAGUUGUCGGUCGACUACCAGAUCGAGCUUCAACUGGUAUUGUUAUAGCAGAUAUUGACUUCUCAUUAAUAGAUUCUGUUAGAACUAAAAUGCCUAUUUCAGAGCAUAUGAAGCCACUUAAAUUCUGGAACUCUGCUUCUCCCUGACUUUUAGAGAAGGUGUUCUUCAGGCAUCACUGCGAAAGUAAGUGAAAUAAAAUACUUAAAUGCGAUACUCCAUAUAAUUCACUGCUUGUAUGAGGCCCUCGUCCUGUUCAUGUUAUCAGUUAGGACAAGAAAUUGGAUCUUGCAGUGACCGUUUUAUUUUUUUAAUCGGCAGUCAGAGACGAUUCUGUUCAAAAUGUAAUACCAACUCUUUUCCAAUUAUUAAAUAAAUUUGGUUCAGAACCGACAAAAUUUAUUUUAAGUAACAUAACCAACA